GAGGCAGAUAGAGAGAAAGUGGACACCGAUGUGAUAAGAGGGACAAAAGCGUGGGACAGGAGGGACAACAUCAGGUGGCCAGAGACAGAGGGAGAAAAGAGAGAGAGAGGGGGGAAGUGAGAGAGACCUCCUACAACCACCUCUGAAGCCAACCCAUAAAAUGAAUUCAGACUCAGAUAGCAGCAGAGCUUCUUCCCCGGACAUGGACGUUAUGUCACUCCGAGAACACCAUCCACACCACCACCACCACCUCCACCACCUCGUCGGAUCCUCCGUGUCCUCCUCCACCCAGAAGCUGAGCGACAGCGACCUCCUGAGAUCCGAAGACCCGAAGUCAGUGGAGAGCAGCAGCAGCGGCGACAGCAGCAGCGGCGACAGCAACAAGUUCAAGCUAAAGAAACCAGUCACGGAAGAAGAUAUGUACCACCUGCGACUCAAGAUCAACGGCCGGGAGAGGAAGCGCAUGCACGACCUCAACCUGGCUAUGGACGGCCUGCGCGAGGUGAUGCCGUACGCGCACGGGCCCUCGGUGCGCAAGUUGUCCAAGAUCGCCACGCUGCUCCUCGCCCGGAACUACAUCCUGAUGCUCAACAGCUCCCUGGACGAGAUGAAGCGGCUGGUUGGGGAGAUUUACGGAGGGCACAACUCGGCUUUCCACUGCGGCUCCGUGGGUCACCCCGGGGGCCCGGGCGGGCACGCCGGUGGCCCCUUAGCUGCCGCCCACGCUGCUGCAGCCGCCGCCGCAGCCGCGCACCAGGUGCACCCUCUGCUCGGCGGCGCGCUGUCAACACCCACAUCCUCCUCGCUGUCUAGCGCGCUGCCGGGCCUCACGUCUAUCCGUGCCCCCCACCCCCUGAUGAAGGGCGUCCCGUCUGCUCCCCAGGCCCUGCAGCUGGGCCCCGGCUUCCAGCACUGGGCCGGGCUGCCGUGCCCCUGCACCAUCUGCCAGGUGCCCACUCCUCCACACAUGCCCAUCAGCUCCUCCAGCCUCAGCAGACUCUCAGUGGAGGGCAAGGACCUGAUGAAAUGAUGCGUGCAGACCCGCAGAGACUGAGCCAUGUGAUGGUGUUUGUAAAUACAGGAUUCAGGGCAUGAGGGGGGGGGGGGGGG
Messenger RNA from Gymnodraco acuticeps, 1110 nucleotides. RefSeq names its product oligodendrocyte transcription factor 3 (gene olig3). Lineage: Eukaryota; Metazoa; Chordata; Actinopteri; Perciformes; Bathydraconidae. Gene Ontology annotation, molecular function: protein dimerization activity. The transcript has a single exon. The coding region runs from base 161 to 1030 and encodes 289 amino acids. The record is from RefSeq and is a predicted model, not a curated record.